UGUUACGCCGGCGCAGUGGCGUAUUUAUCGAUUUUGGAAGCAAAGCUGCCCCAACAUUGCAGCCCAACAUUGAUUUGACCACGAAGGGUACCGGUUUGGUACUUGAUAUAUAAUCGGCGAGUCCACGUAGAAUUAAACGAGAAAAGGAAACAACCUGGUUGCUCCAUGGUGAACUCCAGAGCUUGCGAGUUUGCAUCUCGUCCGGUGAACGUGUUCCGCUGGUAGUCAGAAUUAGCUCUCUAUCCGCGGAGAGCGUUUCCGUAUCGCAAAGGGCAAAUAAGAAGAAAUCAUGCAGAACUAUGGUCACGAGGAUUACGGCUACGGAGCGUCGAACGAUGCAUCCAACGUGCAACCAGGAAGCAGAGUUCUCCCUCAUGUUCCAUCGGCUCGGCCGAUGGUGGACCCUCAAGCCGAGGGUGAGGUCGACCCCAGCCAGUAUCCUCAGCCAAAGGAAGCCACGCAUAAGAUACGCGGUAAGAGCGAUAUCUUGGAGUAUCUCUUCGGCGCUGUCGAUCAAGAACUCCUCACCGUGAAGACCUUUUACUUCUUCUUCUACUCGGCCUUCGGUUCCCUGUUUCCGCUCAUGGGGGUGUACUUUAAGCAAAUGGGGAUGAACGCUGGACAGUGCGGUCUUCUCAUCGGUCUCAGGCCGUUCAUCGAGUUUCUCAGCGCUCCUUUUUGGGGAUCCUUGGCCGACAGAUGGCAAAAAGGCAAACUUAUUCUAUUAGCUUCUCUUUCUUGCUGGAUCAUCUUCACUCUACCUUUGGGUUUCGUUCAACCACCGCCAACUUCUUGCAUGGUUAGAUCAAAUGAUACUUAUUAUCUGGAAGCGUCCAGCAGAGAGCAGAGAAUUGUAAAGAGAUCGACCGAUUUAGAUGAAUUGUAUUAUCCCGAAAAUAAAGAGGAGUAUCUAGAGAUCGCGUCUAAUGUCGUCUUCGAAAGAUUGCGACGAAGCACAGACGAUAAUGAAAUAUUAGAUUACACGAGGAAACCAAAUUCUUUGAAAGGAACUAAUAUGUUCGGUAUACCUUUUGAUAUCGUGAAAAAUGAUAUUACAUCAAGUUUCGAUAACGAUGGCUCCAUUGCGUACAAUUUGGAAACCAACAGAGUCAAGAGACAAAUAUCUCGCACAGCCAGGAAUGUCGGAAAUCUUAGAUAUUUAAGACACGAGGACAAUGCCGAUUCGGAUUCGAAGACCGUUGAUUUGGAGACACUGCAGAAGAACAAUCGUCCAGCUGAUAUCUUGGAGUAUAAACAGUUCAUGAAGAAUGAACAACCAGUUAAUAGAGGAGUCCCAAAGAAAGCUCACGUUUAUAUCAAGACACGUGUGAAACCACCACCGGAGAAAAUAAUGGUAAAACGAGAUGUAGAAAAGAAGCUGCCAUUCUUGAAUGAAAAUGACAUGAAACUUGAUGACAAUGAGGAAGAAACCGAAAGCAAUAUGGACGUGUCAUUAAUGAGAAGUCGCAGAAGUAUAAGAAUGCUUCACGGCCCUUUCAUGGGACAGAAUCAAUUGUCUCCUCUAUCGGUUACCUAUGCUGCGAAUUAUAAUGAAAAAGAGAAUAAAGGAUGGGUGAAACCACUCUUUAGUUCCAUAGUCUAUAGAUUACCGGAUAUUCAAAAAACCUUCUUUCUUCUGCUACUGUUGGUAGUAGUUGGAGAAUUUUUCUCUGCACCUGCUAUAACUUUAGCCGAUUCAGCUGUUAUCACUUUACUUGGUGAAGAUGCUGACAGAUAUGGUCAUCAACGUAUGUUUGGAAGUCUCGGAUGGGGUUUGGCCAUGUUUUUUGUUGGCAUCGCUCUUGAUCAUAGCACCGCAUUUCCGGAUCAUCCCUGUAAGCCUGAUGAGAGAGAAAAAAAUUAUACAAUUUGUUUUGCGAUAUUCAGCGUUUUAAUGGGCGCCGCGUUAAUAACAGCAACGCAAAUUAAUUUCAAAUAUGAUUUUGCGUCUGCUGAGUAUCCGCAAGAAGUUGUGGGUCCAGCUGAGCAAACACAAGAAGAAAAACUUCAAAGUCAAUUGUCUCAGCAGCUUAAUCUUCCUGGACUUCAGGAUUCUUCUGCUGCUAUAGAUCCUAAACCUCAACCUCCCGAAGGAAAGACUAAAAUGUUUGCACAAACCACAAAAGAAAUACCAGAGUGGGUGACAGUAUUGAAGCAAUUCAAAGAUCUGAAAUGCGCCUCGUUCCUAUUUGUCGCGUGGUUUAUGGGAUUUGGCAUAGGAUUGAUCUUUACUUUCCUUUUCUGGCACCUUCAAGAUUACGGUGGUUCGCCAACUUUAUUCGGCGUUGCAUCUGUCAUCAAUCACAUUUCCGAAAUCUUUGCAUACUUCUUCAGUUUCAAACUUAUUCGACAGAUCGGACACGUUAAGGUAUUGUGUCUGGGUCUAGGCGGAAAUGUGCUUCGAUUUCUUUAUAUAUCUUGGCUGAGAAAUCCAUGGUGGGUAUUACCGUUCGAGUUCAUCCAGGGUAUCACACAUGCGGCUGUAUGGGCCGCCUGCUGCAGUUACAUCGCCCAUAAUACACCACCGCAAUUACGUUCGAGCGCACAAGGUGUUCUUCAGGGACUCCACCAUGGGCUUGGAAGAGGAUGCGGUGCAGUAAUUGGCGGCAUGUUUGUUGCAGUUUAUGGCACAACUGCAACUUUCCGAGCGUACGGUCUCAUUUGCAUCAUCGUCCUAGCGGUCUUUAUCUUCAUCAACUUCUACAGAAAAGAUACCGGUUUUGUAUCCGAAUUGCCACAAACAGAAGAUCCGCAUCAGGUAGCCGAAGCUACUCAUUUGGCACCACAUGGUGUACCGAGUAAUGCUAUACCGAGAGCCCUAAGUUCUACCCGCUUGCAUGAACUAGCUAAUCAAGAUGCUGGUUACGGCGCUACUUAUCAAACUGCUGGUGGAAAUCUGGCCGUACCCGGUGCUAAUGGAGGUCCUGGCAAUCCAACGAAUCCAUUCUUAAACGGCGGAGGCGGCAGCGAAGGUGGAUAUAAUUACGGUAUGACUGGCAAAGGAGAGGACGAGUAUAUUCGUAGGAGCUUCCAGAUCUACAAUGAAGUGGUGGGUAGGGAAUUCGAUGUCGUAAAACCAACUAUUCAGCUACACGCCCAACAACCAUGCACCAAUCCUUUUCAUCAACACGACUACGACUGUCUUUCGCGUAAGGGGUUGUUGAAGAAAUUGCGAUUCUUAAUGAAUCAUUUGGACUUACGUAUGAUCGUCAAGUGCUUCAAUCGAGGAUUGUUUGACGAUGAUCCGGAUAUUAUCUGUAUCGGAUACCACGAGAUCGUGCGACGUGGUUUGCACAACACUGUGUAUGUUGAAGCUAUAGUCAACAAACACAGCCAGUUGUACGAAUGCAACGCAUCUAUGAUUCCCACUAACGGUAACACAUUGUUGGAAAAUUCGCAGAGUGGUCAUACAACCUUGAUGGGGCAAGGAAAUUCACCAAAAGCUAUUCUUAAAAGAUCAUCGGAAGUAGAUCUAGAAGAUGUUACCAGUGCGAAGAAACGUCACAAAAAUCCACAACCAAAAAAUGCAGUAUGCGCAUUAAACGAGCUAAAAACUGGAGCUACGUACAAAGUGGUGGGACAGACUGGACCUACUCAUGCUCCAAUAUUUACAAUUGCGGUACAGAUCGAUGGACAGACGUACGAAGGGAAAGGACGUACUAAGAAAAUGGCAAAGCACGCAGCCGCUGAACUCGCAUUGCGGAAUAUUAUUCAGUUUAGGAAUACGCCUGAGGUUCAUCAAGCCAUUAAUACUUGCCAGCCUGUUGUGCCUGUCGAGCCGGAUUUUACGAGCGACGUGACAGAACGUGAUAAUCAUCUUGUCAAUGCAUUUAAGACGUUAACGCAGGAGCCAAAGAAUACGAAUAAGUUUUUAGAUAAAGGUCCAGUUGCGUUGAUCAAUGAAUUAUAUCCAGGAGUUAUAUAUAAUUGCAUAUCCGAUAACGGAGAGAGUUACGCCAAGUUCACGAUAUCCGUGACUAUUGAUGGAGAGACAUUCGAGGGAACUGGCCCGAGUAAGAAACUGGCAAAAGCGGCGGCAAGUAAAGCUGCUCUAGCGAAAUUGCGAAAUGUUCAUAGUUCUUCGUUUUGUAUACCGCUACCCGUUCGCAUUCUACCGAGUUAUUCAAAUUCAGCGCACUGGCAGGAACAAAUGAGCUUGCCGCAAAUGCUGGCUGACAGAAUUGGCAAGAUGGUAAAUCAGAAGUUCAGCGAGCUCAUUCAAAGCAAACCGCAACACGCAAGGCGUAAAGUUUUGGCCGGUAUUGUACAAACCAAAGGACAAGACGCGGAAUUGAUAUGUGUCACCACUGGUACGAAAUGCGUUUCGGGCGAGCAUUUGAGCGUCAGUGGUGGUGCUGUGAACGAUUGUCACGCGGAAGUGGUAGCACGGCGAUGUCUCUGUGAAUAUCUGUACAAACAAUUAGAAUUGCAUACCGAAGAUAAAAGUGUGGAAUCUAUUCUCGAGCCAGUCAAGAAAGGAUUCAAAUUAAAACAAGGCAUCCAGUUUCACUUAUAUAUAAACACCGCGCCCUGUGGUGACGCGAGAAUUUUCUCGCCUCACGAAGAAAACGAAUCUGUAGAUAAGCAUCCCAACAGACGAGCUAGGGGUCAAUUACGCACCAAGAUAGAAUCUGGCGAAGGAACUAUUCCUGUGAAGAGUAACGAGGGUAUUCAAACUUGGGAUGGCGUACUAAUGGGUCAAAGACUGCUGACGAUGUCGUGUUCGGACAAAAUAGCUCGAUGGAACGUACUUGGUGUGCAGGGUGCACUUCUAAGCCACUUCAUCGAGCCAAUUUACUUCCACAGCAUUGUUCUCGGCAGUCUUUUGAACCCGAGUCACAUGUACAGGGCAGUUUGCGGUCGUAUUGAAAACACUAUCCAGGGUUUGCCACCGCCAUACAGACUCAAUAAACCGUUAAUGAGUUUAAUCACAUCUUCCGAAGUCAGACAACCGGGAAAAGCACCUAAUUACAGCGUCAAUUGGACGAUCGGACAGAAUGAAGCUGAAGUCAUAAAUUGCACAACUGGUAAAGAUGAAUUGGGGAAACCAUCUAGAAUAUCUAAACAAGCAUUCUUUAGAAGAUUCUUUAAUCUUUUAAGUAAACUUCCAACCAUAGAUGAUGUUGAUGAGAAUCGUUGUCGUCAUUAUUUUGAUGCAAAAUCUUCAGUACAAGACUAUUCGCUUGCCAAGCGUCAGUUGAAGGAUGCUUUCCUGAGGGCGCAACUAGGAAGUUGGGUGAAAAAGCCGAUUGAGCAAGACAUGUUUGAAGUCGAUAUCUGACUAAAUCGUAAUAGUAUUAAUAUCAGGCGAAACAAUGCAAAGAAUCAAGUCAUGGAAUAUGUAGUUCCUAGUGCAAAAUAGAUAGCUCGUUCGGCGUGUCAUAAUAUGGCAGAAUUUGGUAUCAGUAAAGCAUAAAUCGUAGGAUUUCGCGCAUGUAUUCUUAAUCUUGCGCCUUAUGAUCUCAAUAUAUUUAUCGUGUUCAAAGUAUAUUACGAAAAAUAUUUAUAAUUAUUAACAGCUUUGUUCUCUACAGUAUAGUCGAUAGACAAGAAUGCACCAGAAGUUUCUAUUAUUUUGACGUAUCAAUAGCGAUAGUUGAUAAAAAAGUUGAUUCAUUCAUUAUAUCACAUAUCCGUAUAAAAUUUCUUAGAUUAGAUAUUAAUAUAUAGUUUGUAAUGUGUAUGUAUGUGUGCUCGCGUGCAUGUAGCGUGUUAUUGCUUCUCAUCAUUAAAAUUUUUCUUUUUUGAUGCGCUAUUUACAUUGAACAUUUAAAAUUAGUAAGAAAAAAAAUUUACAUUUAAAUCAUUCUUUUUUAUUCAGAAUAGUUUGUUAUUUUGUAAACGUUUUUCUAUAUUUUUUAAUUUAUUUAUUUUUCAUCAAAUAGAUAUUUUUGUCCAUUUCCAUAAUAUAGGCGACUAAUCCUGGGAGAACAAUUUCAUAAAUAUAGUUUCGAAUUAAAAUAUAGUUUAAAAGGCAACACUAGUGUUUUAUAUAUGAAUGUAUUGUACCUACAACACAUUUCCAGAUAAUAUUCCUCAGAUACGCAAAUUUUACAAUUGCAAUUUUUUUUAAUAGGAUUGCAGUUUGUCAACUGUUAAUGCAUUAAUAAUAUAUACUUAUAAGUGUAAAACAUGAACAUCGUAUAUCAUGCACAAACAUAUCUUUGAAUAAGUGUGUAUGAAAACUCGUUUUUUUUUCAAACGGUCUUAACAAGCUUAAGUCUGCAUUUUUGUUUCAAAAUAUCUAAAGUUUAAAACUUUGUUUUUUUUCAUAAAUGGGAAUGCUAUCUGGGAUCUUUUAGUAGGGCAUUAGAUAUUAUAGCAACAAAUUAAGUUGCGAUACACCUUGCAUCCUCAACGGCUGUGAUUGGAUUCAGAUCUGAAAAAUGGAUCUUAAUCGUACAAGAUACCAACUUCGUCGCAAAGCUUAGGCGAAAGAGGCGGGACAGAAUUUCCUAUCGUCAGUUUGAAUAAUAAUUUCAAUUUUCCAUUAUAUGAUAGCGAUGUAAGCGUUUUCUCGUUUAUCUAUUUUACUCUCGCUUAGAAUUAGUAUUACAUUCAGAAAUACAUCUAAUUGUUAGCUUUCAAUGCAUAUGUUUGUUAUCAAAAAAUAUUGCGUUUUAAAGAUGUAUUGCAUACAAAAAAAAUCUCUUUGACAGCGAAUUAAGAACGAAUCGCACGUGAGAGUAUAAAUUAGAAUUGUAUACCAACUGUCCACAGCCGAUUUAAUGUAGUAAUUGAUUGUUAUUACUUUCAAUGCAUUCAAAUAAAUACGUAGGAAUUAAGUAAAUAUGUGGAAGUGGAUGGUAUAUUUAAAAAAAAAAUAUGAUAAUAAUUACGCGACGUGUAUGAUUACAACAUAGUUUUUCAGAUUAUUAAGUAUUAAUAGAGUAUAUUUAGAGAAUCCUAAGGUCAUUGCCUCACUGUGCCAGUAUUAUGAUUAAUGCAAUUCUGCCGUAAUGACACACUGCCCGGUGCUGGUCCAGUUUUGCAUAAAGAACUUGUUUGAUUUAAUUUAAUAUAAUGGAAGAACACCAAAUAUAUUUUUUUCCAUUAGAAUUAUUGUAUAUAGAUUAUUAUUAAAGCAAAAUAUUAUAAGUAUGAUUUUCUCGGAUAGGUAUGUCCUCUGCGUUUGGAUAAUAAAAGAGACUUAAUUACAAAUAUAUGUUACAUAUAUAAUUGUUUUUACGAUAAACAUUACAUGCAAACGUUUUUUUGUUUUGUACAUUUUAUAUUUAAUCGAUGUAAUAAUUUAAUUAUACGUUUAAUUUAAAAGUUCUUUGCGGUUAAAUUAUCGAAUUAUACACGACAUCCGAGCUAGCUUAUUUUAUUUCUAUAUAAAUAUAGAUAGGAUGUAUUCGAAUUGUUUCUCUUCUCUCGUGCGCAUAUCUGACAAAUUGCGAAAUAAGAUAAUGAAUAAUUUAGCUCGCGUAUGUUGAAGUAAUAUGUGAUAUCAGUAUUGUAUUUAUGCCAACCACACCAACGAAUUUUGCUUUAUUCUUCUGUCUAUAUUUUAGUAAAUAUAUUUAGUCAAAAGAAAAAAGAAUGACAACAGAGAUUUCGAUACAUGGCGGCAGCGAAAUUAAAUGUACAUCUGCACUAAAUCACGCGUGUAACAAGCUAUAAUGUAACAAGCUGGUAAUCAAAAGAGUUAUCGUACCAUCUAUAGAAAGAGUGUUUUAACGCUGCAUUUAGCAAUACUACACACAUAUAUAUUUUAAUCUAAUCAUUAAUGAAUUUAAUCAUUUUUCACAAUAUGCAAGUGUAUUAUUUACACAACAUAUAUACAUGAAAAACAAAAAAAGUGAUAUAAUACUGAAAAAUAUUCUUUCUCCAUAAAUAGUACGAUGCCUUUUCUUACCAUACAUGUUUACCAUAAUUCGUAUAAUUAUGCAUUUGUUGCUUAGUGUAAAUUGAUACUCCGGAAUUUUACGUUUGUAUUUUUUUGUUUUGUUUAUCCAAAAUCUAAAAAUAAUC
Nylanderia fulva is the source of this 7977-nucleotide messenger RNA. RefSeq names its product major facilitator superfamily domain-containing protein 6 jef (gene jef). Gene Ontology annotation, cellular component: membrane. The record is from RefSeq and is a predicted model, not a curated record. NCBI's taxonomy places the organism in Eukaryota, Metazoa, Arthropoda, Insecta, Hymenoptera, Formicidae.